This is a messenger RNA of Phytophthora sojae, 447 nucleotides long. RefSeq lists its product as hypothetical. The record is from RefSeq and is a predicted model, not a curated record. Bases 1 to 447 code for a protein of 148 amino acids. The transcript is spliced from 4 exons. Lineage: Eukaryota; Oomycota; Peronosporomycetes; Peronosporales; Peronosporaceae.
AUGUUGCUUCACAGUCUGAAGUUGGCGACGCCCGUACUCAAGCGCAAGCAGCUUCGCGCCGCGCGAAUCGCGCGGCUCGGUUUCUUCUGCCGUGACGCAGGGCAUAUCGAGGCUGCUAUAAGCCGGUUAGCAGCAGAAUCAGCUGCGGCAGGAGCUAGCACUAGCGCAGAAGGAAACCAAGGCCGACAGCAUCACGAGAGUCAUCGCCAGGAUGCUGAGGACGCGGCGGUCCGCGAGAAGCAGAAGGCGGCCGAGCGCUUCAAGAAGAUGACGCGCAAGCAGAUCGGCGCAGAUAUGCGCGAGAAGACGAAGACGGAGCAGGAGAAGAAGGUUAUGCAGGAGGUGGAGCUGCUAACCAAGGACAGGGACCGCAAGUACAAGGCCGAGAAGAGGGUCCUGAAGAGGAGAAGCAGCAGGAAGUCAUCGACAGACCCAUCUCCGGGCUGA